Messenger RNA from Pseudocercospora fijiensis CIRAD86, 1838 nucleotides. RefSeq lists its product as uncharacterized. NCBI's taxonomy places the organism in Eukaryota, Fungi, Ascomycota, Dothideomycetes, Mycosphaerellales, Mycosphaerellaceae. The record is from RefSeq and is a predicted model, not a curated record. The annotation marks the transcript as partial. The transcript is spliced from 3 exons.
CACGGCCCUUCCUUCAAGGCGCCCAACAGACUUUCGGACGCGACAGGGACGUGGACGUGGUACGGACCGUACGGGGACCAGCGUCAUCGUUUUGAGAAAUCCAUCCAUGGGCCGAGCGGAUUAACAAAACAGCGUCGACGGCCUCUCUCUGCUAGUUCCACUGUCGUCCCGCCACUGCCACUGCCACUGCUCGUGCAUCCUUGCAUGGCCAGCUCUCUGCCACUUUCUUGCGUCUGACCAGCUGCACAGAAAGAACAUUGCGUGGCCAUUCAGCGGGCGGCAAGCCGUGCGGAACGCGUAACCUGGAACAACCACAACCACAGCUUUGUGACGCUCCCGCGUGACAGGCUGCAUUGUCAAGGAAGAGGAGGCCGACGACGUGGAUAUAUUAGGCAGACUGGACAACGUGCACCAAAUCCCACGACAGCGGACGACAGUAGCACAACAUGCCUAGAAAUCGAGUCCUGUCCUUUAUGUCCCAGUGGACGCAGGACAAACCACCACGUUCGCCGACGACCGACGAGAAGGAGCCAGCACGAUUGCAGAAGUCGACGCCGCCGCCAACGAACGACCGCGAGAACGAGAACCCGGCCAAGCGCCAACCGCUGAACAUCGACACCGCCAACACGGAGGCAACACGCUCGAGAGUAGACGGCUUCGGCCAGCAGCCUCCGCGCUCUCCCGCCACACCAUCGAAGGCUCGAGCUGAUUCUCGUUUUGGGUCGAGGCCUCUCAGCAUGAUCCAGACAUACAAUCCACCCCAGAUGGAGGUUGCGCAGGACACUCCGCCUGAGCUGGCACCCAUCUUCAGCUAUCUCAACAGCCACAGCAACAAACUCUAUCAAGAGGGUUACUUCUUGAAGCUGCAUGAUCUAGAUAGUCGGGGCAAGCCAAGUCAAGACCGAGUCUGGAAUGAGUGCUUUGCUCAGCUUGUGGGCACUGUUCUCUCCCUCUGGGACGCUGCGGCUCUAGAUGCAGCAGGCGAAGAUGGCGAGGUUGUGCCAACAUUCAUCAACUUGAGCGACGCUUCGAUCAAAAUGAUCGAAUCGCUUCCGAUGCAUGGUGCGCAAGGCGGAAGUCUGCAGAACGUGCUCAGCGUGUCGACUGCUGCCAACAAUCGCUACCUUCUACACUUCAAUUCUCUGAACUCUCUUACCCAAUGGACGGCUGGUAUUCGCCUGGCCAUGUUCGAACACUCUGCGUUGCAGGAAGCUUAUACUGGGUCUCUGAUUGCUGGCAAGGGAAAGUACCUUAACAACAUCAGGCAGAUCAUGGAGCGCUCUCGAUUCAUGUACGAUGAUUGGGCAAGAGUCCGAUUCGGAGCUGGCACGCCAUGGAGAAGAUGCUGGUGUGUGAUCUCUCCACCCGACGAGAAAGAGUACGCAAAGUCCCAAAAGACACUGAAGAAAGGAAGCGCCUAUGGACGAGUCCAGCUUCCUAAGGGUGACAUCAAAUUCUACGAUACCAGAAAGAUCACCAAGAAAACGAAGCCCAUCGCCACGAUCAACGAUGCCUACGCGGCAUAUGCCAUCUAUCCGCAAUCAAAACCACUCAUUGACCAGUCUACAUUGGUCAAACUUGAAGGUCUCGUCACCAUUCAUGGGUCACCCGAAACGACGACUGAAGGCUUUGUAUUCGUGAUGCCAGAGGUACAUGCAGCUGUCAGCGGGUUCGAGAUGAUGCUUAGGUGGCUAUUCCCCGUCUACGACACUUUUUGUCUGUACGGACGACCCACCAGACUUAUUGCAGACACACUUGAUCAGCGCGGACUGAUGUUCGCUAUGCCUUCAAACCGACGCUACGGGCACCUCGACAUCUUGGAUGUCUCGGGCCUCAUU